GGUUUGCCUUGCGGAGACAAAUGAUGAACUCUAUGGAUCCUCAUUCUUCUUUGCUUAACAACAGCCUCAACCAAAUCUGAGAGGAACAGAAAACGAAUUUCGAAUCUUGUAGAAUAAUAAUAAUACCCGAGAAAGUAGUAAAAAACAAGCUUUUGGUGUUUUUUUUCCUACGGCGGCGAGGGAAUAUGAGCGCCUCCAGAUUCAUAAAAUGUGUAACUGUCGGCGAUGGAGCCGUCGGAAAGACCUGCCUGCUGAUAUCUUACACCAGCAAUACUUUUCCUACGGACUAUGUACCAACUGUUUUCGACAAUUUCAGUGCAAAUGUUGUUGUGGAUGGCAACACGGUCAACAUAGGAUUAUGGGAUACUGCCGGUCAGGAGGAUUACAAUAGAUUAAGACCGCUGAGUUAUCGUGGGGCGGAUGUCUUUAUUCUUGCAUUCUCUCUCAUCAGCAAGGCCAGUUAUGAAAAUGUCUCCAAGAAGUGGAUUCCUGAAUUAAAGCAUUACGCGCCUGGUGUUCCGAUAAUACUCGUUGGAACUAAGCUUGACCUUCGGGACGAUGAGCAAUUCUUGGCAGACCAUCCGGCUGCAGUGCCUAUAUCCACAAUUCAGAAUGUGAAGUCAGUCUUUGAUUCAGCGAUCAAGGUAGUGCUCCAGCCUCCUCAAAAGAAUUGUAAGAAGAAAAAGUCAUAUGCUGGCUGCUCAAUUUUAUGAUCAAUACAACAUUCAAGUUUUACAAAGAUGGAGAACCUGCCAACUUCUUCUCACUGUCAGGUUUUUUUUAUUCUUUUUUUAUUUUUGGGUCUAAUUCAAGGAAGCAGUAAGCCCAUCAUGUAUAUAGUCUCAAACUGAAAUUCUAGGGAUUUCUUUGAAAGUAUUAUCAGGUGGUAUGUUUCGUGUUUUAGUUAUUUUUUUAAUGAUUUGUGUGUAUUUGAUGACAAGCAUUUGUUCCUUGUU
Hibiscus syriacus is the source of this 956-nucleotide messenger RNA. RefSeq names its product rac-like GTP-binding protein 6. Gene Ontology annotation, cellular component: cell projection; cell cortex; plasma membrane. Gene Ontology annotation, molecular function: GTPase activity; GTP binding; protein kinase binding. Lineage: Eukaryota; Viridiplantae; Streptophyta; Magnoliopsida; Malvales; Malvaceae. The record is from RefSeq and is a predicted model, not a curated record. The transcript has 6 exons. The coding region runs from base 186 to 713 and encodes 175 amino acids. Gene Ontology annotation, biological process: establishment or maintenance of cell polarity; actin filament organization; regulation of cell shape.